GUGUAGUGUGUUGUAUGGUUACCAGUUUAAACAUCAUGUUGACAAAAUUUCCCGCGAAACUCUUUGACAUUCAUCACUGACACGACGUGAUGAAAAGGCUGAUCGACAAAAAAUCCUUACUUUAAUCCUAAAAAAUGCAGAAAAAUACCUUGUUUUCCUACUUCUCCAAGAGUCCAGCGGUAGCUAGGAAGGCUACAUCGCCGGUGAUCGCUGACGAUGUCGGAGAACAGAAGUCGAAAUCGCCGAAGGAAACGGCCAGCAAGGGACUGCAGUCUAGAUCUAACGGGAGCGGGAGCGGGAAAGUGGAUCACAAGUUCCACGUCGGCGAUAUCGUCUGGGCCAAGCUAGAGGGUUACCCCUGGUGGCCCAGCCUGGUAUGCAAUCACCCGACCCUCGGCAAGCACGUCAAGCAAGGCAAGAAGCCACAGGUGCAUGUGCAGUUCUUUGACGAGCCCCAUAGCCGCUCCUGGAUCCCAGAAAAAUAUGUGGAGUCUUUCAAGUUGCAAGACUUCGAACGCGGAGGGAAGUUCUUUACGCAGAAGCUGGAUGUCGUCAAGGCCGUGAAGGAGGCAAAGAGCGCCCUCAACAUGAAAGUAGAGGAGAGGCUGAAUCUCGUCGUCUGCAUCAACUCAGAUGAGGAGGAAAAAGUAGAAGAAGAAAUGGAAUAUACUGGAACGACAACCAGCACCGAUAAGACUGGUACCAGCGACAAUGAAGAUGACACGGAUGAAGAUGAGGGUGGGGAUAUUGGGCACAAGACCAAGAGAAACGCACCGAGGGCGACUAGAAAGACCCCUCGAUCGGUGGCUAGCAGUAAAAAGCGGAGACGCAUCAUCAUGCAUUCAGACGAUGAAAGUUCCGGUGAUGAUUACAAACCAGAUGAAAGUGACCAUGAUUCGGACAGCGGCAGUUCAGGCGUGGAUGAAAACGACAUCUCAGAGCCUUCCUCAGAAUCUGAGGCUGGAACACCCCAGAAAUCUCGGAAGAGGAAGCGGGGAGCCACAACCACUCCAUCCCUCGGCAAAGCAAGGAAGGUCCUGAAGCCCAGCUUUAAGGUCAUGACCCCUGACCCUAAGGAGACCUCGGAACCCAGGGGCACCCCCCAGCCAAGGAAGAUGUUUGCCACGCCCACCGUCAGCUCCAAGACCAAGUCUAGGCUGUCUAGCUUCCAAGCCCCUGAGGCGAGUCCUGGGCCCAGUGCACCCGUCGAUUCGGAGGAGAGUCGUUAUCCCCAUCAGCGAUAUGAGUGGCUGAAAGACGGCCAUCGAAAAGAUCGGAACGGAAAUCCACAAAACCACCCUGACUACGACCCAAGGACGUUGUACGUGCCCAAAAGCUUCAUGGAGAAGACAACUCCUGCGAUGCGACAGUGGUGGGAAAUGAAGUCGCAACAUUUUGACACUGUUUUGUUCUUCAAGAUGGGCAAGUUUUACGAGUUUUAUCACAUGGACGCUGAAGUGGGCGUAAAAGAGUUGGGUCUCAUCUACAUGAAGGGUGAAAAUGCCCACUCGGGCUUCCCGGAGAUAGCCUAUGGUCGCUAUAGCGACACGCUGAUACAGAAAGGCUACCGCGUCGCUAGAGUGGAGCAGACGGAGACCCCGGAUAUGAUGCAAGAACGAGUCAAGAAAAUGUCCAGAAUGGUGACAAAGUACGACAAAGUUGUCAAACGAGAAAUUUGUAGAAUCUCCUCGAAAGGAACGAGAACUUUCAGUUUCAUCGACGGUGACACUUGCGUCGCUCAGCACAGCUAUCUUUUGGCUGUCAAAGAAUUGUUUGACGACACUAGCGGAGGGGAGAGGACAUACGGCGUCUGCUUUGUCGAUACGUCCAUCGGAAAGUUUCACCUGGGGCAGUUCCAAGACGAUCGCCACAGUUCACGAUUCCGAACGUUGAUUGCUCACUACACACCUGCCCAGGUUGUCUAUGAGAGGGGCAAACUGUCCCCCAAGACCCAGCAAAUUCUGACCAACAGCCUGCUGUCGGUCAUCAAGGAGGCCCUGGCCCCAGGCACGGAAUUCUGGGACGCGAGCAAGACCCUGAAGACGCUGUCCGAAAGCCAGUACUUUGUGGACGAGGAGGGGAAGGGGCAGGGACUAGAUGGGGAGGAGGAGGGCGGAAGAGGAACCAUGCCUGCUGUGUUGCUGGACAUGGUGUCUGAAUCGGACGCUCUUGGACAUUCAGCCAAGGAGGGUUACGAGUUGGCUGUCAGUGCCCUAGGGGCGUGCACGUGGUACCUCAAGAAAUGCUGCCUGGAACAAGAACUGCUCUCCAUGAGAAACUUUGAGCUAUACACGCCGCUGGACGUCGAUGGUGCCGUCAAGGAAAAUGUGGUGGAUUUUGCCUCUGGAAGACAACACAUGGUUCUUGACGGAGUGACCCUGUUCAAUUUGGACAUCCUGGAGAAUGGCACCACGGGAACUCUAGAGGGCACACUUCUAGAAAGACUUGACCAAUGCUGUACGCCGUUUGGCAAGAGGCUGUUCAAACAAUGGCUGUGCGCCCCUCUGUGCAACCCUAACUCCAUCAAUGACAGACUCGAUGCGGUGGAAGAUUUAAUAGAUAUUCCUGACAAGAUGGCAGAGGUCAACGAACUCUUGAAGAAGCUGCCUGACCUAGAACGACUUCUCAGCAAAAUUCACACUUUAGGUUCAGCCCGACGAAGUCGAGAUCACCCAGACAGUCGAGCGAUCUUCUUUGAGGACACCACAUACAGCAAACGCAAGAUUCAGGACUUUAUGACGGCAUUAGGGGGCUUCAAAACCACCAUCCAGAUUGUUGAAAUCUUCAAGAAUUCUACCUCCAACUUCAAGUCCAAACUUCUAGGGCAAACGGUCAGCUUGGCCAGCGAAGGAGGCCACUUUCCCGACCUCACAGAACAUCUUGUGUUCUUUGAAAAUGCAUUUGACCACAACAAAGCCAAACAGGUUGGCGCCAUUGUCCCGAGUAAAGGCGUCGACCCCGAAUACGACAGUGCCAUCGCCGGUAUGAAGGCAGCCAAUCAGAGACUGGAUGACUACCUGGAGAAGCAGCGCAAGAGGCUUGGAUGCAGGGCCAUUACGUACUGGGGCACGGGCAAAAACCGCUUCCAGCUCGAGGUCCCGGAGAGCGCCCUCGCUCGCCACACGCCGCAGGACUACGAGCUCCAGUCAGCCAAGAAGGGCUUCAAGCGCUACUGGACGGCCGAGAUCACGGAGAUGUUUGCCGAUUUGUGCGCAGAGGAAGAGCGACGGGACGUGGCGCUGCGGGACUCCAUGCGGCGGGUGUUUCACGCUUUUGACGAACGCUAUGGCGACUGGGAUCAGGCCAUCCAAUGCCUGUCAGUUCUUGACGUCCUUCAGAGUCUAUCCAACAUCAGUCAGGCCGGCGACGGACCGAUGUUCCGACCCGAAAUCAUCCCACCAACUCAGAAUAUGCAGCCAUUUAUUGCCAUUCAAAAUGGCCGCCACCCGUGCAUCAGUCGCACAUUCACUGGCGGCGAUUUCAUCCCGAACGACACUUACAUUGGAACCGCUGACGAUAAUGCCAUGGACACUGACUCAGCAACGGAUACCAGUUGCUGCGUGCUGGUCACGGGUCCCAACAUGGGGGGCAAGUCGACGUUGAUGAGGCAGGCCGGUCUGAUUGUCAUCAUGGCCCAACUGGGUUGCUACGUACCCGCCGAGGGGUGCCGACUUACCCCCGUGGAUCGGGUGUUCACCAGACUGGGUGCCAGGGAUAAUAUACUGUCUGGGGAGAGUACAUUUUUCGUUGAGUUGAGUGAGACGUCAAGUAUCUUGCAGCAUGCCACACCUCACUCCCUGGUUCUCAUGGAUGAGCUUGGAAGGGGAACAGCCACCUACGACGGAACAGCUAUUGCCAGCGCUGUCGUCAAGGAGUUAUCAGAGACCAUUAAAUGUCGCACGCUCUUCUCAACUCACUAUCACUCGCUGGUCGAAGAGUUUGGUCAUGAUGCGAAUAUACGACUGGGUCACAUGGCCUGUAUGGUGGAGAAUGAAAACGAAGACGACCCUAGCCAAGAAACCAUCACGUUCCUGUACAAGUUUGCUGCGGGAGCUUGCCCAAAGAGUUACGGCUUUAACGCUGCGAAGCUAGCUGACAUACCGGAUGAGAUUGUGAUGGUGGCUAGAAAGAAGGCGCACGAUUUUGAGAGGUCCGCCGACAGACUCAAGGCAUUCAGAACACUGCAGAGACUGGGUCCGGGCCCAGACUUGGCCAAGACUUUGAAGACCAUGCAACAGAUGAUCCAGGGGUAAAUGGGCUAGAAUGGAUGGGGUUAAAGGUGAUAUGUGACUAUGUCAAAAUCUCAGCACAUUUCAAGUAUGAAAAACUCCACUUUUUUUGGGGGGGGGGGGGAAGGGAGGAAUUGGAAACACAUGAGCUCAGUACUUUGGCCAGUCAAAAGUUUGGCAACUUUUCUUUCGAGUAUUUUUGUUUUUCAUUUAGUUUGCUGUAAGUAAAAAGCGCUAACAUCUAUGCAAGUUUUCGUUUACAUGAAAUUUCUUUGUGUCGAAGUCAGGAGACAUAAUUUGUUUAAUUUGUUCAAUGAAGCUUGUUCAAUAAACAAGUUUUGGGAGGGUCUUUUUUUGGCCCAAUUUUCAUGGUUAAACUAUGGUU
Patiria miniata (bat star) is the source of this 4614-nucleotide messenger RNA. It is a transcript of the gene msh6, whose product is annotated as DNA mismatch repair protein Msh6-like. The coding region runs from base 135 to 4253 and encodes 1372 amino acids. NCBI's taxonomy places the organism in Eukaryota, Metazoa, Echinodermata, Asteroidea, Valvatida, Asterinidae. Gene Ontology annotation, molecular function: mismatched DNA binding; ATP-dependent DNA damage sensor activity; ATP binding. Gene Ontology annotation, cellular component: MutSalpha complex; nucleus. The transcript is spliced from 29 exons. The record is from RefSeq and is a predicted model, not a curated record. Gene Ontology annotation, biological process: mismatch repair.